AUGACCUCUUCCCCCUCGGCAUCGCUCUUCUCCCUGCCCCUCGCGCCAUGGCAGCAGCCGCAGAGCAUUCGGACGAACAAGUACGAGCCGAGGAAACGACGGAGGGGAGAGGAUGAGUGGGGUGAUGAGGACGAGAGCGAAGACGAAGUCCAAGAUGUGGUGUCUGGCCCUGAAAUAACGACGGGUGGAAGUUCAACCCUCGUGCUGUCCCCGGAAGAAGCUCAUCAGUAUCGCAUUGCGGGCCAGCCGUUUGAUCAAGAGCUUCCUGGCGGACACUUCCCUCAUGCAGCAGCAGACGGAUCUGGGAAGAAACUGAGGAAGAACUACACCAAGAAAUUAUCCACCCUUUCCCCUCCUCUAUAUGUCCCGCAAUCUGCCGCGCAGCAAGGUAACCUACGGCUUCGACAUCUUGCUGUCCUCACAGCCAUCCUGCAUCGUUGCCUCCUUGAAGGCGAUUACGUUCGAGCUGGACGCGCAUGGGGUUUGAUCCUGCGGGAGGAAAUUGCUGGCCAUCCUAUUGACGUACGAAACGAGGGCAGAUGGGGUCUAGGCGCUGAGAUCCUCCUUCGUCGGGAUUCUCGAAUUAACCCGCACGCUUCUAGCCAGCGAGAUAACCAGGGGGACGCCCAAAGGACAAUCAGUGCCGCUAGGCCCUUUUUCACCAGGAAAGGAUUCGAAGAAGCCAAAGCAUACUACGAGAGGCUCAUCCUUCAGUAUCCAUAUCGCAAAGCAUCCCCAGAAUCCGUGAGUUCCUUGGAUUUCUAUCCCGCCAUGUUCGGUCUUUGGAUCUACGUCGUCCAGGAAGAGAGUAAUAUCGCGAGGGAGCGACUACUGCAAGACCGCAACGACAAAGCUUCGGAAAGCCCAUCUGAAGAAGAUGAUGCGAUGUCAGAGUCUGAUCUUGCUGAGGAGCAAGGCAAGAGAAAAUCCGAUCUCAUUGCUGGUAUCAGAUCCAAGGAGUUGGAAGAAGCGCAGCAGAUUGCAGCGCGAAUGGAUGAAUUGCUCGUGUCCCCUCCGUAUUCCGACAGCCCAGAGUUGCUAAGACUCCGUGGCAUGGUGGCACUUUGGGUUGGAGAUCUUUUUGUAUCCUCAGUGCCGCAGGGCGAGGAUGACACGAGUGAACUGAGCGACCAGGAUUCCAUGGGCAUGGAGGAAUCACCAGAAGCAAUGAUAGCGAGACGGGAGAAGAGACUUGCAACGGAGAAAAGGGACGCAGAACGGGAAAGGUCAAGGGAAUUUCUCGAGAAAGCUGAGAUGCGCAGUAAGGGCGUAUCACACUCUUUUGAGGAUCUUCACAUCAACGAUACUUCUCUUAGCUGA
Molecule: messenger RNA, 1320 nt
Organism: Rasamsonia emersonii CBS 393.64
Lineage: Eukaryota; Fungi; Ascomycota; Eurotiomycetes; Eurotiales; Trichocomaceae
Exons: 1
Coding region: 1-1320 (439 amino acids)
Biological process (GO): nucleolar large rRNA transcription by RNA polymerase I; transcription initiation at RNA polymerase I promoter
Cellular component (GO): RNA polymerase I core factor complex
Molecular function (GO): RNA polymerase I core promoter sequence-specific DNA binding; RNA polymerase I general transcription initiation factor activity; TBP-class protein binding
Source: RefSeq, a predicted model, not a curated record